AGCAUAACACACACAGAGCACAAAGAAAUCCGGCGGGAUCGUACGCGUUGGCCGGAGCGCAUCGAUACAAACAAACAAAGAAGCGGGAAUAUCAAAGGAAAAACUUAGACAUCACACUAUUGCUAUUCGUUUGAAUUGCGAUCUCAACAAAGUCAAAGGCAACUCCUACUCCUGUACUCAGGAAAAGCUACCAUGUCUCACCACGCCUCGUCCUCCUCCACUGGAGGACCCAACAAGGGCCCAUUGAAUGGUGCUAUGGGAGUCGAAAAAAGUAUGUCUUUCGUCGAUAACGACGAUUUCAAAGAACUCUUUUUGAUGUUUGACAAAGACGCUGGCGGUUCAAUCGAUGAACAGGAAUUCAAUCAAAUGUUGCGAGUCUUGGGUUUAUGGUGAUGGAAAGUUGUGGGGGAAAUACGUACAACAUGGAUGUAAGUACAACCACAACGCUGUAAGUACAAGAACCAGAACGCUGUAAGUACAACGAUAGUGGACUCUGAUGUUAUGAUAUUCGACUUACUUCUGCAGGAGCUGUCAGCAUUCAUCAUGAUAUUCUGACUGUUUGAACUUGUGAUUUGGUGGCUUGUAUGGGCCUCGGGGCGAAAUACUUACAACAUUGAUGUAAGAAGUACAAUGAUGAGACCCAGACCUUGACGAAUAUGAAGUCCGACUUGUGGUCUUCUCCUGAAAGGGUACAUCCACAAACCGAAAUCUUUUCAAAGAGAAAUCACCGUCACCUCAAAUACAAAUGCUUUCCUUCAUUCAAAAUCAACGUAAAAUUUCCGAAGGAUCCUGGUGAAGCAAUUACUUUUCCGGAGCUGUGCGCUCUUCUGACGCAUUUGAGCCGGCCGCUGACUAGGGACGAAGAAAUUGUUGAGGCCUUCAAGUUCUUUGCUCCCACUGGAAGUACUGAAACUGACCAGAGACCACUGUAGAAGUAGAUCUAGAUAUACAGAAAAUGACAUAUAUAACGACCAACACCUGGACAGUGUGCAUCGGAGGAGACGAGCAAAGCUACAGGACAACAAUAAUCAAAAAUAUACGAUACUGAUUCUGUGCACACCCGCCACACGGCUGGGCAUAUCUUCUUCAUCAUCAUCAUCAUCAUCAUCAUCAUCAUCAUCAUCACCAAGAUCCAAAGCUGCGGUUCCAUCCUUGUCUCCAAAUAUUCAGCUCACAUAACACCCGCGUCCUUGGUCGACGCAUAUCGAAUAUUGGGCGAUGAGACGCUAUCCGCGAGAGACGCAGCGGCUUUAUUGGGGGUGAGACCAGACAUCGAGCUAAUGACCCAAGAGGAGAUAGAGGCUGCUAAGGAACACGGUACUACAUCUUGAGGAGCACAACAUGAAUGAGAGCAUAGACUUGAUUUUUAUGGUAGUUGGUAGCUCUUUUUAGUUUGUGGCAACACAAAGAAUUAACUUGUGCCGCUCAACGCUACUUCUACCACGAGGAAGACCACUACCUGUAUUGGUGGAGAAGCACUUAAACUUAUUUUCCGUGCCAUCAGUUUCAUGCAUGAUUUGCCUGAGCCGUCUCCUGACUCUCGUUCACACUAGUUACAUGCGAAGAUGCCCGCACCCCAUCUUCAUCUCUUGUCCCACUUUGUCCCGUUGUUGUAUGAGGACCAACAACAACUACUACUACAUCCAUAAACAUAUCAAAUCAGCAAUUUCCCAAAAGCAAACAUUAUCCUCUACAAGGUUCCGGUUUCGGCGAGGUUUCCACUGGUAUGGCUUUUAACGAGUUUGAGUACAGGAUUAUGAGCACGAUGACGGCAGAGGAAGAAGAAGGAUUGGUCAAAUCUCCGAAACGUGACAAGAAAUCAGGAAGUCCUAGUAAUCCUAGGAAAGCUAGUAUUGGAGGAUGACGAUGAAGUGUUGAGUAGAUCAGACGAAAAUACUACAUGUCCAGCGCGGCGAAUUGUCGUUGCGCUGACCAAACAUUCACGUGAAAGCGAAAUGCACUUUGUCACAGUCACAAAACCGUCGAAGACCUCAAUUACUGCACAAACUUGCAAGAAAAACUCGAAGGCUGUAAAAAAGUCAUCUGCGGUGCUAGCGUAAAGAAAGUAAUAUUCUGGAGGUGCGCUUUGCUUCAACAUGUCGAACAUGUCGAAUCGUGG
This is a messenger RNA of Amoebophrya sp. A25, 2119 nucleotides long. The record is from the annotation of a GenBank genome assembly. Lineage: Eukaryota; Dinophyceae; Syndiniales; Amoebophryaceae.